Molecule: messenger RNA, 3724 nt
Organism: Strongylocentrotus purpuratus (purple sea urchin)
Lineage: Eukaryota; Metazoa; Echinodermata; Echinoidea; Camarodonta; Strongylocentrotidae
Product: alpha-L-fucosidase
Exons: 10
Coding region: 168-1532 (454 amino acids)
Biological process (GO): glycoside catabolic process; fucose metabolic process
Cellular component (GO): lysosome
Molecular function (GO): alpha-L-fucosidase activity
Source: RefSeq, a predicted model, not a curated record
GAUAACUCUAGAUUACUGCAUGAAGACAUCUGUAUGGAUGUAUUUAUGAGGAUUUGUGGUGAAUCUUGAUUUGAAUGACAUCCGAUUAAAGUGACCUGGAAGAAGUGAAAUAAGAGAUUCAGUCAAAUCCAGCCCUGAUUGUUCAGAGUCAGGAAUAGGUUGAAAAGAUGAGAAUUCUUUUGAUCCUAGCCUGCUUGAUGUUACCCCUUCUGGGUUCCUGUCAGUACCAGUCCAACUGGGAUUCCAUCGACUCAAGACCUCUCCCUGCUUGGUAUGAUGAAGCCAAGUUUGGAAUCUUCAUGCAUUGGGGCGUCUACUCCGUUCCAAGUUUCUUCAGUGAAUGGUUUUGGGAUCGUUGGCAAGGAGACCCUCCCUAUCCAUCUGUCGUCAACUUCAUGAAAGAGAACUUCCGGCCUGGUUUCACGUAUGCUGAUUUUGGACCCAUGUUCACGGCAGAGUUCUUUGACCCCAAUGCUUGGGCCGACAUCCUGGAAGCCUCUGGAGCAAAUUAUGUUGUUUUGACUUCCAAACAUCAUGAGGGCUUCACCAUGUGGCCAUCCAAUGUCUCAUGGAACUGGAAUGCAAAGGACGUUGGUCCUAAGAGGGAUCUGGUCGGUGAAUUGGCAGCAGCCGUGCGCAGCAGAACAAAGAUUCAUUUUGGCUUGUACUACUCUCUCUAUGAGUGGUUUCAUCCCCUUUUUCUGAAAGAUGAGGCAAAUGGCUUUCAAACAAAAGUGUACAGAGAUCAAGUUAUGAUGCCACAGAUAAUGGAUAUUGUCAACAGCUACAAGCCGGAUAUCGUCUGGGCAGAUGGGGCUCAUGGUCCUGACUCUUACUGGAACAGUACAGAGUUUCUUGCCUGGCUCUACAAUGAAAGCCCUGUUAAGGAUCAUGUAGUGGUGAAUGAUCGUUGGUAUUGGCCUGGCUCUUCUUGCAAUCAUGGAGGAUUUUAUACGUGCGGUGACAGAUAUGAUCCAAAGAAACUGCAAAGUCAUAAGUGGGAGAAUGCCAUGACGGUGGACAUGCGCUCAUGGGGAUAUGUGCGAACGACUCCAUUGAGUGGCAUCUUUGAUAUCCAUGGUCUGAUCCAGAAGCUUGUCAGGACAAUAAGCUGUGGUGGUAACCUUCUUCUCAACAUAGGUCCGACCCACGAUGGUCGCAUUGUACCCAUCUUUGAAGAGCGUCUUCGUCAGAUGGGGUCAUGGCUAAAGGUCAACGGUGAGGGCGUGUACGGAUCCAUCCCAUGGAGAAAGCAGAAUGAUACAGUAAACCCCGAUGUCUGGUAUACCACGACCAAGAAAUCGGAUGCUGUCUAUGCUUUCCUCCUGAAGUGGCCUCAAAACAACACCGUUUACAUUGACGCUCCUAUCGCAGAACAGAACACCAAUGUCACCAUGCUGGGUUACGGUCAACCUCUGAAAUGGGAAAUGGGACCGAGCUAUCAAGGAAUGAAUAUCAUGCUUCCCUUCCUCAAUCCCUCUCAGACGACUUGUCGAUGGGCCUGGGUUUUGAAGCUUAGAAAUGUGUUCUAAUUAAAGAACCCCCUGCGUUCAGAUAUGACACGGUUUUGUUAUGAUAGCAUAAAGUGUAAUAUGUUUUACAUUUCUGUAUCUUAUAAAGACAGAGCCAAGUGAACAUGCCUAUAGAACCAUUAAUGUGGCAGUUAAUUGCCAUUCAUUUAAACGUUUUAAAAACGUGUUUUGUUUUUUGGGGUUCAUUGGGUCAAAUCUGAACGUGCCUUUAGCAUGGAAGCAUCAUGACAGUCCACUAUUAAAGGAGGUUGGGAAUAAUAGAAGGUGUCCAGAGAAAUUUAAGUGCUUUCAUUUUGUGAUAACUUGAAGUAAAUUUUGUAUGUUUUAUUUCUGGCUGUUAAUGACCAGUUGUACUUCUUUGAUGCAGUUAUUAUUUCAAUUUAAGUGUGAUAACUCAAAGUGAAUUUUGUAUGUUUUCUUCCUGGCUGUUUUUGACCAGUUUUGCUUCUACACAGUGUAGGUUAAUAUAAACUUUGAUGUGAAUAAUCUGUAGCACUUGUAAACUAUGAUUAUAUAUAUCUAAUCUUCGGUAUCAGGGUAGGAUCUCAAUAAAUGAAAUGUUAUAUAUCUUGUAUACUUCUACUGAAAAUAUAAAGAAGUCCAUACAUGUCUUUGUCUUGUUGACAAAAACUUGCCUCCGUCUUUCAUAUUAGUGUGCGUAUUCUUUUCAUAUGAGGGGUUGUGCUUAUAAUUUGUUCAUUUUCAUUUUUGUUUCAAUUAUGUAAUAUUCAUGACUAGUAAUGUCAUUUCUGUAUUGUGGCAAAGUUCAUAUAUUUUUCAAUAUCAUAACUUGUUUGAAAGUACAGUACUAUAGAGGAAUUCAUAGGAGGACUUCUUUAAUAUGCCAUGUUUAGAACUUAUCAAGUGAUAGAGUAAUAAGUCUGAAAUAUACAGGAGCUCAAAUCUUCUUGUUUCGAUUACCGUAAAUUUCAAAUUGCCAUUUAAUGGGUAUAUUUUUGUAUACAUCUUGUUUUUGUAUUUGUUUGAUAAAUCGUUUGCUUUGUGCUUUACCAUUUUGUAGGUAAGCCUAAGAGGCAUAUUUUCAUGUUUCCAUGAAAUUUGCAAUAGAUCAAGAUCUAUAUAGUUAAAGUUGAUAUAUGUACACUAUAUAACAUACCGGUAUAUAUAUAUAUAUAUAUAUAUAACAGUGUGUUAUAUGCAGGUCUAAUAAAAGACAGAGAAAUAAUUUCUGUCUGUAUAUUUUUUUUAAAGGGACCCAUGUUUUCCAUUAGAUUUAAAACUAACUGAAAAUAAAUUAGGUGAUGUCCUAUUGUCCUUUCCUUUAAAAAAAAGUUACUUUUUCUCACUUUUAGCUCAUUUAAUGAAACCCAAUGAGCGAAGCUGAUUGGUCAUAUUGCAAUGUAUGUAUAAACAUGAUGUAAUUUAUGUUAUGUCACUUUGCUGUGUUAUUUGUGUAGCGAGUUACUGGUCACUAAAAUGUACUCGAGGAGAUCAUAUAAUGAACAAUAAUUCAAUAUAUACGUAUAUCCUCGUUUUAUUGAAAUGAAAUUCAUAGAAAAACAAACAAAAUGUUAAUUUCAGUAAUUUAUAAAUCUGUAUGGGUAGGUCAAUGCUAUUCUUUUAGUAAACUAUAAUAUUAAAAAUGAUUGUCUUUUUAAAGCUUAAACUUUGGAUUGCAUGAUCCUCUUAUUAUUUUGGGUCAAAAGUAGGUACCGGUACUCAAAAGUGUAAUUUCAGAAUUCUAUAUGCUAAUUAUUCAAAAUGAAUAUUAAUCAGCGUGACAUACUAGGUAUUGUAUUCUUUUAUACAUUACAUAUUUAAGUCUUCUUCAGAUUCUUCUCAUACAGGGACAAAAAGAAUUAAGGCAUGUAAGUUAUUGCGAAGAAAUAAAGUUAAAAGAAUAAGUAAUCUUGCUAAUUUAGGUAAUGUCAAACAAUUUGUCCCUGUGAUAGUCACACUUUUUAUGUGUAUUUUUUUACAUUUUAAGAAAGAAGUAAUCUUUAUUUUUCACAAAUUUUUUAAAUGUAGUUCUGGAUUAGUACCCAACGAAAAAUCAUGAUAAAGUAAUCAAGCUAUUAUCUAGUGCAAUUACAUAAUUCAAAUACAGCACAAUUAACUGAACUGUAAAUAAUGCAUUUCCCUGUUUUGUUCUGUUCUUGCUGAGACAACUAAUUGCUUGUACAUAUAUGUGCCUUUAACUCUUGAAGUAAUAAACUUUAACAGAAAUCAAA